AUGCGUUACUUUACCCGUUCGUUUCUUCCACAUCGACCUAAAAUCACCUUGCGCUUUUCCCUCCCUGCGCCGUUCCCCACCGUUCCUCACCGCUCCCCAUCGCUGACUGGCCUUGCAUGUCGUCCUUAUUCCAGUGCCAGGCGGCUCCAAAGGCGCCACAGCAGCGGCGGAGAGGAGAGGAGGGGAUCGCUGAGGCUCACUCCCCCUCCGCCAUCCCCCUUCCCCUCCUCUGCUUCUCCGUCCCCUUUCCCCCAUCACCCUCCUUCCCCCCGCUUUCCCCCCACUUUCCUCACGUCCCCCCAUCCUCUCCCCCCCCCCUUCCCCCCCCUCCUCCCCUUUCCUCCACCCUCUCCGCCAGGCGCAAUGGAUUCAUUUAGAGGCGGGUCCAAAGGCGCAACAGCAGCAGUGGCAGCAGCGGCGGAGAGGAGAGGGUCGCUGAGGCAAUGCAAGGCUCGCUCACUCUUCCCUCCUCCCUGUUCCCUCUCCCUCCUCCAUGUUCCCCUUCCCUCCUCCCUGUUCCCCUUCCCUCCUCUGCUUCUCCGUCCCCUUUCCCCCAUCACCCUCCUUCCUUCCACUUUCCCCCCACUUUCCCCCCACUUUCCUCACGUCCCCCCCUCCUCUCCCCCCCCCCCCGUCCCCUUUCCUCCACCCUCUCCGCCAGGCGCAAUGGAUUCAUUCAAAGGCGGGUCCAAAGGCGCGACGGCAGUGGCAGCAGCAGCGGAGAGGAGAGGGUCGCUGAGGCAACGCAAGGUGGCGGCUGAUGUGGUGGCUUGUACCCACCCACCCACCCAGGCAGCAGCAGCUCAAUUAGAGGCUCUGGAGAGUGAUUAUACCGGGGCAGCAGCGGCGCGACUGGAGGCUCUAGAGAGUGACUACACCGGGGUGGAUGCUGCUGUGGAUGAGGAUGAUGACGUGUUCAAUGCAGAGGAGGAACUGGUGCAAGAAGGCUUCGCACCAGCCAAGCGAGUGAGCCGUCCGGGCAAGAGGCGCACGAGACAGGCUGCUGCUGCCGUGGUGAGCAGAGCGAGCAAGCGAACUCCCAAGACGUUUGCAGAGCUGCUAGAAGAGGCGAAUCUAGAGACCCUGCCACCAGGCACGCCCUCCUACCUCACAGCAGCAGUGGGCCCUCCAACAGCCGCCUCAAAGACUGCCAUAUCGAACUCUAUCAUGGGCGCGCUUCGUCAUCGCUUUCUGCUCGCGCUCGUCCUCGUGGCGUCUCUAAACUUCCUCGCGGUUUUCGCGGCGCAGCCUCCGCCGGAUGGGUACUACGGCGCGAGUGAGCCGGCGCUGGAAGAAGCAUACGACCAGCGCGCGCUCCUGGAGGCCGAAAGCGAUGCCUCGCUUGACUCCGUUGACUCCGUUGACUUGGAGGACUCGCGGGUGCUUCUCUCGAUGGGGGAUGCAGCGGCGGACUUGAAGCAGACGUCGGACGACCUCAGCGGCAGCGUGAAGAAAGCUGUCGGGCAGGCGGGGAGGAACGUGCGCAACUCGAUCGGCUCCAUGGUCGGAGUCCCGCCCAACAAGGGCACGAAGAAGCACCACCGCCGCGGCGGGAAGAAAACUGGGCGCCGCGGCGGGAAGAAAACUGGGCGCCGCGGCGGAAAGAAAACUGGGCUGGCGGGAACUCGUAAGCGCAAAUCGGGCGCGGCAGCCCCCAAGACGUCCGCUGCGGGGGUUCCGAAGAAGCAGGGGGCGGGAGGUAAGCUCAACUCCGGCGCAACCCCCAAGAAGCCCGCUGCUGCCGCUGCUGGCGCGACGGGGGCUCCUAAGAAGCAGGAGGCGGGAGCUAAGGACACCUCGGGCGCAGCACCCGAGUCCCCCGCUGCUCCCGCUGCUGCAAACGAGCCGCGCGCGCUCCUCGAGGCGGCCGACAGUGAUGCCGCGAUUGACUCCGUUGACUCGGUUGACUUCGACUCCGUUGACUUGGAGGACUCGCGGGUGCUUCUCUCGAUGGGGGAUGCAGCGGCGGACUUGAAGCAGACGUCGGACGACCUCAGCGGCAGCGUGAAGAAAGCUGUCGGGCAGGCGGGGAGGAACGUGCGCAACUCGAUCGGCUCCAUGGUCGGAGUCCCGCCCAACAAGGGCAAGAAGAAGCACCACCGCCGCGGAGGGAAGAAAGCUGGGCGCCGCGGCGGGAAGAAAACUGGCCCCGCGGGAGCUCGUAAGCGCAACUCGGGCGCAGCAGCCCUGAAGACGGCCGCCGCUCCCGGCGCUGCUGGCGGGAAGGCGGUUUCGAAGAAUCAGGCGGGAGGUAAGCUCAACUCUGGCGCGCAUGCGCUGGGAGCAAAGGGCACCUCGGGCACAGCCCCCAAGCCCACCGCUGCCAGCAGUGCUGCGAGCAGUGCUGCCAGCAGUGCUGCACCCAGCAUUUGA
Closterium sp. NIES-65 is the source of this 2373-nucleotide messenger RNA. Lineage: Eukaryota; Viridiplantae; Streptophyta; Zygnematophyceae; Desmidiales; Closteriaceae. The record is from the annotation of a GenBank genome assembly.